Molecule: messenger RNA, 288 nt
Organism: Haemonchus placei
Lineage: Eukaryota; Metazoa; Nematoda; Chromadorea; Rhabditida; Trichostrongylidae
Source: the annotation of a GenBank genome assembly
AUGAUCUGGUCCUCCACAAUGCUCCAGCUCUUGUACUAUAUUGGCGCACUACCCUAUCCAUAUUUUUUGAUUACUGGCGAUAUUUUAGCAUCGUUCCUACCUGACGGACGUAUCAACGAGGAAUGCACAUGCCUGCAUUCUGCCUUCGCGCAUCGAUGCGGUUAUUUGAUGAGAGAAGCCAUCCGGUGUUACAAUUCGUCCACGAUGACACCUCGUGGUGCCGACUGUGAGGAGUACUUCAUACGUCAGGCAAGAUGUGUUAAAAAGUACGGUGGUCCUGAGGACUAA